CCACUGAACGUGUCAUAAAUACGGUGAGAAUCCCUGCUCAAAUUCACUCCAAUAGCUCAAAUCUAACAUAAUCUUUCUCUGCCGUCCUCUUUAAGGUUUCCCAUGAAACAGAGGCUUUUCUGUUUCCAUGUCUGCAAUGAAGAAACACCCAAACCCUUCUCUUCUCUUACUUCUGCUUCCUAUAAUCCUAUCUUGUCGACCCAUGUCAGCUAUUGAUUUUGUCUUCAAUGGCUUCAAUUCCUCCAAUUUGAUUCUCUAUGACUCAGCCACCAUUGAAUCUCGUAUUCUCACACUUACCAAGAGAACAGCUUUCAGAGAAGGUCGUGCUCUAUACCCAUCAAAAGUAACCACCAAAGCUACUAACUCCUCUUAUGUCUAUCCAUUUUCUACUUCUUUCAUUUUUGCUAUGGUUCCUUACAAGAACGUCCUGCCAGGACAUGGCCUGAUAUUCAUUUUUGUAACACAUAUUGGGAUAAAUGGUACAAGCCCAGCCCAAUACUUAGGCCUAUUUAAUCGCACGAAUAAUGGUAAUCCUAGCAAUCAUGUGUUUGGGAUCGAGUUCGAUGUGUUCGCCAACCAAGAAUUCAAUGACACGAAGAGUAACCAUGUUGGUAUAGAUCUGAAUUCCCUCACAUCAAAAUUUGCUGAAGAGGCAGGAUAUUGGCCUGACAAUAAAAAGAGUAGCAGCGCCGACAGGAGUUCAUUCAAGAAAUUGAAGCUAAAUAAUGGUGAAAAUUACCAAGUUUGGAUAGAUUAUGCAGAUUCUUUAAUUAAUAUUACUAUGGCUCCUGUUGGCAUGAAAAGGCCUACUCGGCCUUUGUUAAAUGUUUCUAUUAAUCUUUCUGAUGUUUUUGAGGAAGAAAUGUAUGUUGGGUUCACUUCUGCAACAGGAAAACUUGAUGAGAGUCACAAGAUUCUGGCUUGGAGCUAUAGUGAUUCCAAUUUUUCUUUAAGUGAAAGUUUGAUUACAACUGGGUUGCCAUCCUUUGUUCCUCUAAAAGGUUCCUUUUUUCGGUCUAAGGCGUUCAUUGCCGGUGCCGUGCUUGGAGGUUUCGCGGUUAUUGUCGCUGUUGCUUUGAUUACUUUGUUUUAUGCUAGGAGGAAGCAGAGGAUGGCAAGGGCGAGAGCGAACAUGGAGGAAUGGGAAUUGGAAUAUUGGCCACAUAGAAUUACUUAUCAAGAAAUUGAGACAGCAACAAAAGGAUUCAGUGAACAAAAUGUCAUUGGAUUUGGAGGAAAUGGAAAGGUCUAUAAGGGUGUAUUGCCAGGAGGGGAAGAGGUUGCAGUGAAGCGAAUUUCUCAUGAAAAUAAUGGGAUGAGAGAGUUUUUGGCUGAAAUUUCGAGUCUUGGAAGAUUGAAGCACAGGAGCUUGGUUGGGUUGAGAGCUUGGUGCAAGAGAGAAAAAGGAAGCUUCAGUCUGGUCUAUGAUUAUAUGGAAAAUGGGAGUUUGGAUAAGAGAGUGUUCAAUUGUGAUGAGAAUAAAAUGUUAAGCUGUGAAGAAAGAAUAAGGAUAUUGAAAGAUGUUGCUUCAGGAGUACUGUAUUUGCACGAGGGAUGGGAGUCUAAAGUCCUACAUAGAGACAUUAAGGCCAGCAAUGUGUUACUGGACCAGGAAAUGAAUGGAAGGUUAGGUGAUUUUGGCCUAGCCAGGAUGCACAGCCAUGGUCAGAUGGCUAUCACCACACGGGUGGUUGGAACGGUUGGGUACUUGGCCCCUGAGGUGGUUCGCAGUGGUCGAGCGUCAGCUCAAACAGAUGUGUUCGGUUUUGGGGUAUUGAUUUUGGAGGUGAUGUGUGGAAGGAGGCCAAUAGAGGAAGGGAAGCCACCAUUGAUAGAAUUGGUAUGGCAGUCAAUGACGCAAGGACAGUUACUCGAUGCUCUUGAUCCAAGGAUAAAGGCUAGAGGAGGGUUUGAUGAGGAAGAAGUGGAGAGAAUACUUCAUUUAGGCUUGUUGUGCACAUAUCCUGAGCCUAGUUCCCGGCCAAAAAUGAGGCAAGCAGUGAAGAUCUUGGAGGGCAAGAACGAGCCUGAAAUUGAUGAUAUGAAUGCAUAUCUGCUCCAACAUACCAAGUCUAAAGAUAUGUGGUUGAAUUAUUCUCAUGGUGGGGGCUAUUCAUAUCACCCAACGUCUGAAGAUAUUAAAAAAUUCCAGUCAUCUUUCACUUCUCUCUCUUGGAGCAAUAGUGAAAGGGAGGGUAGGUAGGGGUGAGCACUGUUUAAUUUGAAUAGAAUAAAUUGAAUCAAAUCGUCUUAAUUUAGUAUUUUGAUUUGAUUUUUAAAAUAAUUUAGUUCGGUUCGAUUUUA
Messenger RNA from Hevea brasiliensis (rubber tree), 2304 nucleotides. RefSeq names its product L-type lectin-domain containing receptor kinase VII.1-like. Gene Ontology annotation, biological process: protein phosphorylation. NCBI's taxonomy places the organism in Eukaryota, Viridiplantae, Streptophyta, Magnoliopsida, Malpighiales, Euphorbiaceae. Gene Ontology annotation, molecular function: ATP binding; carbohydrate binding; protein kinase activity. The record is from RefSeq and is a predicted model, not a curated record. The transcript has a single exon. Gene Ontology annotation, cellular component: plasma membrane. The coding region runs from base 128 to 2203 and encodes 691 amino acids.